This is a messenger RNA of Malurus melanocephalus (red-backed fairy wren), 2087 nucleotides long. RefSeq names its product cleavage stimulation factor subunit 1 (gene CSTF1). The record is from RefSeq and is a predicted model, not a curated record. The transcript is spliced from 3 exons. Gene Ontology annotation, cellular component: mRNA cleavage stimulating factor complex. Lineage: Eukaryota; Metazoa; Chordata; Aves; Passeriformes; Maluridae. Gene Ontology annotation, molecular function: protein binding; RNA binding. The coding region runs from base 27 to 872 and encodes 281 amino acids. Gene Ontology annotation, biological process: mRNA 3'-end processing.
AACGUGUUGAAUGUUCUUUGUAGGUCAUGAUGAAUGARACAGCACAGCAGAACAUGGAAAACCACCCAGUGAUCCGGACUCUGUAUGAUCACGUGGAUGAAGUGACAUGUUUAGCUUUCCAUCCUACAGAACAGAUCCUGGCAUCGGGGUCMAGGGACUACACACUGAAACUGUUUGAUUAUUCAAAACCUUCUGCCAAAAGAGCCUUCAAAUACAUCCAGGAAGCUGAGAUGUUACGCUCCAUUUCUUUCCACCCUUCUGGAGAUUUCAUCCUGGUGGGCACCCAGCACCCAACCCUACGCCUGUACGACAUCAACACCUUCCAGUGCUUCGUGUCRUGCAACCCCCAGGACCAGCACACAGAUGCCAUCUGCUCUGUCAACUACAAUGCCAGUGCCAACAUGUAUGUGACAGGCAGCAAGGAUGGCUGCAUCAAACUCUGGGAUGGGGUCUCCAACCGCUGCAUCACCACCUUUGAGAAGGCACACGACGGAGCUGAAGUCUGUUCUGCUAUUUUUUCCAAAAAUUCCAAAUAUAUCUUGUCCAGUGGGAAAGACUCUGUAGCUAAACUGUGGGAGAUAUCCACUGGUCGGACGCUGGUUAAAUACACAGGUGCUGGUUUGAGUGGACGCCAGGUACACAGGACACAGGCUGUCUUCAACCACACAGAGGAUUAUGUGCUGCUUCCAGACGAAAGGACCAUAAGCCUGUGCUGCUGGGAUUCCAGAACUGCUGAGCGCAGGAACCUCCUGUCCCUGGGCCACAACAGCAUCGUGCGCUGCAUCGUCCACUCUCCCACCAACCCCGGCUUCAUGACCUGCAGUGAUGAYUACAGGGCCAGGUUCUGGUACAGGAGAUCCACCACAGACUGAGCAGCUUCCCCUGAGCAGCAGGGAUUUGGCAGCUCCUGCAGCACUGUGGGGUUGUACUGCCCACAGCUGCCUCCACGCUGGGCCCGGCUUUGCUUCUGUCACACGUGGCAGGAAAAGAACAAAAUAUCGAGACUCUUCACCCCACACUAAUUUUUUUUAUUAGUGUGCGUGGUUUAAUUUUUGUAAUUAAACAAUUGUACUGAAGGGAGAGGGGGUGGAGAAUAAAAGGAUCCUGGCAGGAAGGGCUAAGCUUGUUCUGCCUUGUAGAAUCACACAAAGCAUAAAGGGACUGUGUCUUGCUCAAAGGGGCAGGAGGAGCCAGUUCUGCUCCGUGUGGUGUCUGUGCAAUCCCACUGAACUCUGGWAGAGAACACAUUGCACAAAGAGCAGCACAACUCAGUAGAUACUUUAAUGAAGCCUUAAGCUGCCUUCAGCCAAGUUCAUUAUUUGUAAAGCUCUGGUUUGUAUCUUUUAGUCUGGGGUUUUGGUGARUUCUUUUUUGUGUUUUUUGUUCAUUGGCCAAGUGGGCCUUCAGUUCUGAGUUGUGCCAUAAGAAUUCAAGCWGAAUUUUAUAUUUCAGUGAAUUCAAGAAAUGGUCUCCUAGUUCUGGUGUUAGAACUCAGACUUCAUCUCAUCUUUUGAAUUUAUCUUAACARGUGGGACCUCAAAAAGAAUUCCUAAUAGUGUUAAGGAAUAUCCACAUUGCAACUAAAACAUGACAGUGCUGCUGCAGGUGAAAAUAAGAAUAAUUUUGCCUUAGAGACCUUUAGUAUCCUCUGAAAGAAAGCAACUUGUGCAUCUGGAUUUUUGUGUAUGUACCUCAGAAAUGUUGAGAAAUCAUCUGUCUGUUACACAGCACUUGAAUUCCAUUCUUCUUUAAUUAUUCACAAACCCAGUGGCCAUCAUUAAGGAGCUCUGCUUAAAAUUUCUCUAAGUUUGAAAAUUCACUACUUCUCCCAAGAGAUCUGCCUGAGCAGAGGCUUAAAUUUGUUCUUUGAGGCCUCCUUGUGCAGARCUCUUGGACAUCACACUGGGAGGCUCCUGUGGUCAGAGCUCAGCACUUGCCUUGGUGAGGGUUUUUAAAUGUGAGCUGGUUCUUGCUGCUGGAGGAUCUUCCCAUUCCACUGAGGAAUUGUCAAGGGCUGAGGAGGGUACAGGUUUUGUCUGUAUUUAAAUAAAGAUUGCCUUUUGAAAAGCUCUUUGAUACAUUAAGAA